AUGGCCACGGUACCUGAACCUGCCAAGGAAGUGACGGCUAACAAUGGUGACAACAAUAAUGACCUGUUAUUUGAGGCUGAUGGCCCCAAAGAGAUGAAGUGCCGCACCCAAAACCUUGACCUCAGCCCUCUGGGAGAUGGGAGCAUCCAGCUGCAAAUCUCCCACCAGCUCUGCAACGAGAGCUCCAGGCCGAUGGUGUCUGUGAUUGUGGCAAAGGAGAAGCCGAUGAAUCCCUCCUCCCAGGUUGUCUGCGAUGAUGACCCAAAGAGCAUCUUUUCAUCUGUCUUUGAAGAAGAGCCCAUCGUCCUUGAAAAGCAUGCCAAUGGUUUUCUCUGUGAUGCCACCCCCGUGCAGUCCGUGGACUGCAAACUCCAGGACAAAGAUGAAAAAGCCCUGGUGCUGGCUGGCCCACAUGAGCUGAAGGCUCUCCACCUCCUCAAAGGGGACUUGAAGAGAGAAGUGGUGUUCUGCAUGAGCUUUGUGCAAGGAGAUGACAGCGAUGACAAGAUACCUGUGACCUUAGGGAUCAAGGGAAAGAAUCUGUACCUGUCUUGUGUGAUGAAAGAUGACACACCCACCCUGCAGCUGGAGGAUGUAGACCCCAACAGUUACCCGAAGAGGGACAUGGAAAAGCGAUUUGUCUUCUACAGGACAGAAAUCAAGAACAGAGUUGAAUUCGAGUCUGCCCUGUACCCCAACUGGUACAUCAGCACCUCUCAAGCAGAACAAAAGCCCGUCUUCCUGGGAAACUCCAAAGGCCGCCAAGAUAUAACUGACUUCACCAUGGAAGUCCUCUCUCCCUAAGGAAAGCCAUACCCAGAGGGUCCACAUGGGCUGAAGAACCCCGGAGGCUGGCAGAAGGGGACUGGAAAAGUUGGUACAUGGUUGCUGCCUGAAUUUCACUAUUGUCUAAUCGAUGCCCAGCUGUCUUCCCUAGAUUAGUGCUAAGGAAAUCCCCCUGCCCCCCAGUGAGGAGGAACAGCCCCCUCCUCUCCAAGUCCAUGCACAGACCCCAUCCUCUAAGCCAGCCUUCUCUCACCCCUUCUCCUCACUCAAAGCCAGCCU
Molecule: messenger RNA, 1065 nt
Organism: Sus scrofa (pig)
Lineage: Eukaryota; Metazoa; Chordata; Mammalia; Artiodactyla; Suidae
Product: interleukin-1 beta-like
Biological process (GO): positive regulation of gene expression; cytokine-mediated signaling pathway; regulation of nitric-oxide synthase activity
Molecular function (GO): interleukin-1 receptor binding; cytokine activity
Source: RefSeq, a predicted model, not a curated record